Messenger RNA from Podarcis lilfordi (Lilford's wall lizard), 22645 nucleotides. Lineage: Eukaryota; Metazoa; Chordata; Lepidosauria; Squamata; Lacertidae. The record is from the annotation of a GenBank genome assembly.
CGGGAAGUGACGUAACACCCUGCACGCACCUUCAAUCACACACAAAUAGCCCUCACAGCCUUUGCCUAUUGGGGAUUUUAAACUGCAACUGCCCUGAUACAAAUUACAACUGCCCUCCGCUGGGGCUGAUGGGAGUUGUAGUCCAAGAGGGCACCGGUGCGGCGGAAGGCCGCCGUAAUGCCAUGUCCUAUAGAUUAUAGAACAAUAGCCGUUGAGGGGGAAGGCGGAGCUGCUCGGGUCAACUAUAUCUCUUCCUUUCCCCCUCUUUCUAUAGCAGUUGGAAUCGCCCUCCCAGGGGCAAGAACGCGGCUGUGAGGCGAGCUGGGCGGUUCCAUUUGUGUCCAGAGGGGUGAAGGCAAACGGGAGGUGAUGGAGCCGGGGCUUACCCUCACGGGAAACGGCUCUCUCCUCCUGCUCCUCCGCCGCCCGCCCGCCCGGUGCCGGCUUGGCGGGGGAGCCCGGUGCUAGGCUAUGCCGCUGCCCGAUGGAGGGCGACGGGGUCGCUGUGAGGAGGGCGCGGGAGCGGCGGCAGAAAAGGCAGCGGUCGGGAGCCGAGCCUGCCGAAGAAAAGGGGAGCUGCAGCCGGACUUCCUCCCGCUCCCCGCCGGCUCCCAAGAAGCUGAGCACCGGGGAAGCGGAGGAUGAGGUACCCACAUUGACUCUGGGCCCCAACCUCCUCUCAGACCACAGAUCCAUCGAGCUCAGUAUUGCCUACACGGGCUGGCAGCAUCUCCAGGAUUGCAAGCCUAUGCCCUUAAAGAACAGCCGCGGGGAAUUUGAACCUGGGACCUUGUGCUGCCAAUAAUAAUAAUAAUAAUAAUAAUAAUAUAUUAUUUAUACCCCGCCCAUCUGGCUGGGUCCCCCCAGCCACUCUGGGUGGCUUCCAACAAAAUAUUAAAAUACAAUGGUCUGUUAAACAUUAAAAGCUUCCCUAAACAGGGCUGCCUUCAGAUUUCUUCUAAAAGUAUGGUAGUUGUUGUUCUCUUUGACAUCUGGUGGGAGGGCUUUCCACAGGGCGGGUGCCACUACCGAGAAGGCCCUCUGCCUGGUUCCCUGUAACUUGGCUUGUCGCAGCGAGGGAACCACCAGAAGGCCCUCAGCACUGGACCUCAGUGUCCGGGCAGAACAAUGGGGGUGGAGACGCUCCUUCAUAUAUACUGGACCGAGGCCGUUUAGGGCUUUAAAGGUCAGCACCAACACUUUGAAAUGUGCUCGGAAACGUACUGGGAGCCAGUGUAGGUCUUUCAAGACUGGUGUUACAUGGUCUCAGCGGCCGCUCCCAAUCACCAGUCUAGCUGCCGCAUUCUGGAUUAGUUGUAGUUUCCGGGUCACCUUCAAAGGCAGCCCCACGUAGAGCGCAUUGCAGUAGUCCAAGCAAGCGAUGACUAGAGCAUGCACCACUCUGGCGAGACAGUCUGCGGGCAGGUAGGGCCUCAGCCUGCGUACCAGAUGGAGCUGAUAAACAGCUGCCCUGGACACAGAAUUGACCUGUGCCUCCAUGGACAGCUGUGAGUCCAGAAUGACUCCCAGGCUGUGCAGCUGGUCCUUCAGGGGCACAGUUACCCCAUUCAGGACCAGGGAAUCCUCCACACCCGCCUGCCCCCUGUCCCCCCAAAACAGUACUUCUGUCUUGUCAGGCUUCAACCUCAAUCUGUUAGCCGCCAUCCAUCCUCCAACCGCCUCCAGACACUCACACAGGAUCUUCACCGCCUUCACUGGUUCCGAUUUGAAAGAGAGGUAGAGCUGGGUAUCAUCCGCAUACUGAUGAACACCCAGCCCAAACUCCCUGAUGAUCUCUCCCAGUGGCUGCAUGUAGAUGUUGAAAAGCAUGGGGGAGAGGACAGAACUCUGAGGCACCCCACAAGUGAGAGCCCCACUAAGCUGCAGCCCUUCCCCUGUGGGCUUAGGAGCAGAGGGAUUUAUCUGCCUGUCUGUCAUGCUCAAUAUUACCUUCACCCACCAGUACUGGCUUUCCAAGGUUUCCAAGCCCUCCCUGGGAUUUGAACCUGAGACCACCUGCAUGCAAAAGGAGAUGCUCCCUGCUGCCUUUCACAGAGUAUACUCAAGACUUCAGGAAUAAUUCCCACCCAGCGCAAUGCACCUGUUAGGCGCAGCGGCACUGUGGUUGGAAGUAUGAAUUCUUGUGCUGUCAGUGCAUGUGGCCCUUCGCAGAAGUGCAGCAGGAAGGGGUGGCCCUCGUGGGAUUUGGCAAGGGGGAGCCCAGCCGAGGAGGUGGAUCUGCUGUGUUGUCUUCCUGUUUGCUUUUCUGGGAUGUUUCCCCAAAGGGCAAGGGCCAUUGCUCAGUGGUACAGCAUCUGCUCUGCAUGCAGACUUCAAUCUUUUGACAUCUCCAGGUGGAGCUGGGAAGGGCUUCUUUCUGAAAUCUUGGAUAGCCACUGCCUUUCAGUUGUAAUACUGAGUUAGGUGAAGCCAAGGGACUGCAAUUCAGUAUGAGCCAGCUUCCAAUGUAGAAAGGAAUCCAGAGUAAUGUUUUCCAAGCCCUUCCCGCUCUGUGAGACUUGUAAAGAAAUUUUGACAACAGUGAUUGUGGAGGCUAAUUGGCUUUUUGGCAGAUGAAACAAACCUAUGCUGUGCAUUUUACUGUUGGAAUCUAUCUAAUUUAAACAUUAAUUUGAAGAAACUAGUGAAUUUUAGAUGAAUUUUGUCAGUGUUUGAACCAGGGUCACAUUUCAUUGUCCUGUAAAUCUUAGUAGAACUGCCAUCAUUUUUAUGCUCUUCUAAAAAUAACCUGAAGCAAGCUAAACAGAGGAAGCUUUUAAAGCAUGAGACAGGGAAAGUUUCGCUGUUUAAUUUCCCACUUUUGAAUGCUGUUAAUGACACAGAGCCAAAAACAAUAACUUGUCUCAUGCAAAAUCUCAUUAGAUGGUCCUUGAUAAAUUAUGUCUUAGUUCACCUUCUGAACAGUGAGAAUAAUAUUACUCUUCUACCUUAAUAGAUUGCCAUAAGGGUUAUUGAGAUAAUGUGUCUGAAUUGCAUUAAACUCUCUAAGGUAAUGUAAAUGCUAAAUAUUAUAAAAACUCAUUCGGAUUUUUAUUUCUUGCAGUAUCUUGACAGUGAAGUUGAAUUGUUUGGGGAUUAUGACAGUUUUUCUGGCACCAACUCUUUGUUAGCUGAAGUACAUGACCUAGAGCAAAGAUGCAUGAAGUCCACUGAUGGUGUCCUGGAUAUUAAAAACCUAGAUUGCAAUACUUAUGUCGAGCCAGUAUGUGGAGAUGUUCAGCUACAAAAUGCUAAGAAUAUAGAACAGAUACUGCCAAUUCCAGAAUCAACCACCGACUCCAGAAGCAGAAGAAAAUAUGAUUUUUUAAGCACUAUGAAAGAGCAGAAGGAUAGCAGUCUAGAUCCUCAUGGUGAUAGUCUAGAAAACCUGCCAUCAUCACAGCUUUUAUUUCUUGAACAAUCAGAGGAAUGCCUGAUUCAUCCUCACAAAGUGGCAAAUGUAAAAGAAAGAGCCUAUCACCAGAAUCAAAGUCCUGAUAAGAUAUCAGAUGUACCUCAUUGUCAUGAUACAGACAAUGUUAAAAAAGAUAGUGAACCAUCUACAAGUUCUUUGUCUGAACCAAGGAGGAGGAGUCUCAAAGAUCAUCUCAAAAGUGCAAUGACUGAAAAUGCAAGAGCUCCUGCUUCACUGGUGUCUAAAAGCAAACAACUCAAAGAGGCUGUUGUAUCUGAAGAGAUUGGGGUUGCUGAGAGAACUCACAGUGCUUCCUUUGUUGACAUUGGUCCAUUUUAUGGAUUGCCAACCAAGGUCAAGGAGCUGCUAGCAGAGUUCAGAGGAAUUGACAAACUUUAUGGUAAUACCACUGUACUGCUUGUUGUAGUAUUAAAUUCUGUGCUAAUCAUAGAGUUGGAAGGGACCCUGAGGAUAAUCUAGUCCAACCCCCUGCAAUGCAGAAAUACGCAGUUGUCCCAUAUGGGGAUUGAACCUGUAACCUUGGAAUUAUCAGCACCAUCCUCUAACAAAUUGACCAAUAAUGAUCCUGUUUAGUGAACAAUUUGCAGAAUCCCAAAAGACUCUUAUUUUGAUCUUUAAUCACUGAAUAGAAGGGUAACACCUGUCUUCUUAUUUUUACAGACUGGCAGCACGCUUGUUUAACGUUAGAAUCCCUGCAGCAGAGAAAGAAUUUAAUAUACUCUUUGCCAACCAGCGGUGGAAAAACACUUGUAGCUGAAAUUUUAAUUCUUCAAGAAUUACUCUGCAAACAAAUGGAUGUUUUAAUGAUCCUACCAUACGUGGCUAUAGUCCAGGAGAAGGUGUGGAAAUAAUAGGCUUUUUAUCCUUAUGCAUCCUUGUAGUAUACUUCAACUUUUUUGCAUAAAUUUCUGAAAGUGAUGGGCUGCAACCCUGUGCACACUUAAUUGGGAGUUCCAAAAUCCAUUUUAGGAUGAUCAGGCCAAUAGAAAUGCCCCCAAAUAGUGUGCAAGCUUUCUCUAGUACUCUUAAUCAGGCUAGUGAUAAACAAAACGAGUGGGAGAGGGGGAAAUACUGUAUUUUUCACUCUAUAGGACCUGACCAUAAGACACACCUAGUUUUUAGAGGAGGAAAACAAGAAUAAAAAAUAUUCUGAAUCAAAUGUUGAAGAGGCUUCUUGCUGUUCAGGCUUCAGCGAUAGCUUUGCAGCCUGCAUUCGCUCCAUAAGACGCACACACAUUUCCCCUUACUUUUAGGAGGGGAAAAGUGUGUCUUAUAGAGCGAAAAAUAUGGUAACUGGCUGGUGGUUAAAUGGCGGGGGUCUGCAUGUGAUCAGUCUAAAGAUGAAGUGUGGGAGCCCUAGGGAGCAGAUAAUCAAAGGAAGCUGUUUUAAAGCUCUUUUAUGCAGGUAGGUCUCCUUAACUGGAAUUACUGAAUUCUGUGGGAUUCACUUCUGAGGAAAUGAGCACAGCACUGGACAGGCAUUCUUCAUUUGACAGUUGAUAUUUUACUUACUGAUUUUGAGAUGUAGUGCCACUGAACCCUUAUAAAAAUAGCUGUGAAAUAAAGCUUGCCUGCAGCAGCUGGUCUCUAUUAUAAGCUGCUUGCAAACAUGUUACUGGUAUAAAAUUUUGAUAAUACUUGUAAAAAAAGAAUUCUCAGUUGUGUUUUUAUUGUUUAUUUAUUGCAUAUGGUAGGUUGCUGGUUUGUCGGGUUUUGGAAUGGAACUAGGUUUUCUGGUUGAAGAAUAUGCAGGAAGUAGAGGAAGGAUUCCUCCAAUCAAAAGAAGGCUUAAGAAAUCUCUGUACAUUGCUACUAUUGAAAGAGGGCACACCCUAGUGAAUUCCUUGAUCGAAACCGAGCGAAUUGGUGACCUGGGUCUAGUUGUGGUUGAUGAGGUUUGUUAUAAAACUCCUGAAACUAUUUUAAAAUGCUUUUAAUUUAUUUAUAAAUUCAAACUUGUUUGUAGAAGUUGCACUGUGCUACUUAUUUAUAUUAAUGGGCACUUGUCUUUUUAAAUAAUCCCUAACUGGUUGAAAUAUAUUCAAGAUUCUGUAUUGGUAACUAGUAAUAUUACACAUACUUGGAUUCAAUUGUAACCAACACAAAAUAUAAAAAUGUGUUUUGAGACUGACAUUAAUUGGUCUCCCCACACUAUGCCAGAGAACCAAGCCUAUAGCUUUAAAGAGGGAGGUGGGUCAAAAUGCAGCAUGUAUGCCAAAGAAAUCUGAUCUCCAUUUUAACGUUCAUAGUGUUCUUGGGUUCUGAUUCUUUCCUACUCUCAUGAUCUCUUUACACCUUUCUUUAAUUGAAGUUGCACAUGGUUGGAGAAGGAAGUCGUGGGGCUGUUCUAGAAAUGACUCUUGCAAAGAUUCUUUAUACAAGCAGUAAGUAAUUUCUGCACGUCUUGGACUCAAAUAAUAGCUACAUCAAUUGUGCCGUUUCUAAAAACGUAUGUAAUUUGUCUGUGUAAUAGUAUAUUUCAACAUGUAAAGUGUUUUAAAUGCUUAUUUUUCAUCUCAAGCCCCCAGAGCCCAGGAAGCAUAAAAUAUAUUCCACUUGUAUUGUUUUGUAUUUUUUAUUUGUAUUUCAUUCUUAAUUUUUGUGAGCCACUCAGAGAGCAUGUUAGUUGGCAGCUGUUAGCGAUACAAAAUAAAACAUCAAAUAACACUGGCAACAUGAAGUUUAAAAUUAUUUCAAGAUGGUAAAGAGAAAUACAAAUUAAACAAAUCAAGUAGCCUAUUUGUAUAUACUGAGGUUUGUUUUGUUCACUUUUUCUUUUUUCCCCCAAAAAAUUUUAUUGAUUUUCCAAAUGUUUUUUAAACAAACAAAUAAAUAAAUAAACAUAAAUCUCUACCGUAUUUAAACCAAACUUAGUAACAUUGUUAAGUGACUUCCUCGUAUCCCCCUGGUUGAAUUUCAGUGUAUAUCAUUUUAAUGGUUUUCCAAAACUACUGUUCUUAUAAAAUUAACUUAAUCACUUAACAUCUUUUUGUUUUCCUUUCCAAUUCAGUAUUAAACAUACUAAUUCAUCCCAUUACCUGAUUAAAUCCUAAGCCUAUCUGUAUUUGCAAGCUUCUCCAAUUAAUUUAACUUAACAUAUUUAACUAAAUAGUCUUUAAAUUUCGUCCAUUCUUCUUGGUAAUCCUCCUCCUUCUGGUCACAAACUCUUCCAGUCAGGUCGGCUAGCUCCAAAAAGUCCAUCAUCUUCAUCUGCCAAUCUUACACUGUUGGUACUUCUUGUGUUUUCCACUUGUUAGCUAAUAAAAUUCGAGCAGCAGUUGUGGCAUACAAAAAUAAUUUAACAUCUUUCUUGGGCAAUUCCAAACCUGUUAUUCCAAGAAGAAAGGCCUCUGGUUUCUUAGUAAAUGUAUAUUUCAACAUUUUUUUCAAUUCAUUAUAAAUCUUCUCCCAGAAGUCUUUCACCUUGGGGCAGGUCCACCACAUGUGAUAAAAAGUACCCUCUUUAUCUUUUGUUUUGUUCACCUUUUCAAGCUACACCCUAGGAUGGAGGGAGCAUGGGAGGCAACAGGCUAUGUAGCAAGGAGAGCUCUUUCCUUCAACAGAAAGGUACAGCCAUGGGUCUUAGGAAGAACAGCCACUGCUGCCUGAGGCAGCUGCCUCACUCUGCCUCAUGAUAGGGAUAGCUCUGUUUUGUCUGCUUAUUUUGGCAGCAAGUCCCACUGAUUUCCACUGAAAUUAUUCCCCAGUUAAUCUGAAUACCGUAUUUUUCGCUCUAUAACACACACCAGACUAUAACACGCACGUAGUUUUUAGAGGAGGAAAACAAGAAAAAAAAUAUUCUAAACGAAAUAGUGGAUAUAUGAUUUUUGUGGUUCAUGCUGUGGCCACAGACAUGUGAUCUGACAGUGAGUUUGGAGUAGCCCAAUGCAAAAUCCUGAGGAUCCAUGUGGAUCCAUGCUUUGUAACCACGGAGGAGGGAAGGAAGGGGAACCGUAGAUCCUCUGCUCACGACUGCAGCAGAUCCCCCCCCCCGCCACCCGCAGGCAUUCGCUCCAUAACACGCACAGACAUUUCCCCUUACUUUCUAGGAGGAAAAAAGUGAGUGUUAUGGUGCAAAAAAUACGGUACCAUUGCAGCCUCAGAUAUACAAAUACUUUAUUAUGUAACUGUAGACUUAGGAAGUUUUGCCACCUCAGCUUAGAGUUAUCCAGGGCUGCAUUUUGUGGGUCAGUCUUAACAAUAUCCAGUGCAAUUAGUCAAAAAGGGUGAUUAUGAGGUUGAUGCUGCUCUUGCUAUUUAUCUAAUGAAGAAAGUGAUUGUCUUGUUCUGUUUGAAAUAUGAGAUACUAUGACUUUCCUUUACUAUUCUUCUAUGAUACAUUGAGGGUAAUAUUUCAAAGUAUGUUGCUAUAUUUUGUAUAGAAACCACUCAGAUCAUUGGAAUGAGUGCAACUUUAAAUAACGUUGGAGAUCUGCAGCAAUUCCUGAAAGCGGAAUAUUACACCAGUAAUUUCAGACCAGUAUGUAUUUGACUAGAGAACUUGUUGACUUUCUUAGAGGUAAAUGUUGCAUAUUGACCAUUUUGAACUAACUGAAGGGAUGAGAAGGCAUUUUUCCUUUCUGAGCUUUUUAGGCAUUUAAUUUGGUGAAAAGUGGUAUUUGUUGUUUUUUCCAGGCAUUUAAUUUGACAGUGAACAUAGCAUUCAUUAUUAGCCUUUCAAAUGUUUAGCUUUAUAUGGUCAAAUUUCUUUAAAAUAUGUUACCUUCUAAUCACUAUUGUGGCAAAGAUGAGUUUACGGAUUCCUCUUUGUAAAACAAGUCAUAAGGAAAAUAUCUUACAAAACGUAAAAGCCACAGACACCAUAAUUCAAGAAAGUGUUUCAAUUUACAGUAUUUGUGAUUUUUAGGAAAGGCAAAAAGAAUAAUGCAUUUUUUUUUCUUUUAAGAAAAAAAAUAAGCUACUCUUCUCUUUUCAAAUGCCUUCCACAUUACAUCCGCAGUAUGGCUUUUUCUCAAUAGAAGUCAUAAUCUAAUUAUUCUAUGUACAUUUGAAAAAAUAUAGGUCGAACUGAAAGAAUAUGUAAAAAUACGAGACACAAUCUAUGAAGUUGAUAACAAAGCGGAAGAUGGCUUUAGAUUUUCACGUCUUCUUAAUUUCAAGGUAAUGUCAAUAAGCAUUAAAAGUUUUGCUUUAACAUUUAUCCAUAGCCAGUUAAAGUAAUAUGCUUCAACAUGUACUUCCUUGUGUCUAACAAAAACAACUGGCUCUAAAAAUGCAAAUCAGUCUAGAUAGUAGUAGUAGUAGUAGUAAUAAUAAUAGAAUUGCUUACUUUGUUUACAGAUAAUGUUUGAUAUGUGUGUAUUUUACCAGCAGAGAAUGUAUGGUCCUGAUUCUAGUAUCCUUAGGUGGGGGAUACUAAAAUGACAAAAGAAAUGGGUGCUAUUUUUGUAUUAUUAUUUUUUCAUUUAAAGCAACAAUUUAAAAUGGAGGCUUCAGUCAUGGAUAAGUUUGUAACGUCAAAUACAUUGAAGUUUUGUUUGAAUAUUUUGAUUACCGGUAACUGAGGCACAACAAAGUUAUCCAGAACAGAAACAAAACUGUGUUAUCUUUUAGUAUUCUACUGGUCUGCAGAAGACUGACCCUGAUCACCUUAUUGCGCUGGUGACGGAAGUUAUUCCAAAGUACUCCUGCCUUGUCUUCUGUCCCACUAAAAAGAACUGUGAAAACGUAGCAGAAAUGAUUUGCAAGCACUUGAACAGGUAUGCUUCCUGGAUGCAAUAUACUUACUUGAUUGGCGUGUUUACAAUUAACCUCGGAAUUUACUAAUGUUGAUACAGAGGCCUGUUUCUUCCCUUUGCAAGCAGAGUGAUCAGAAUGGUAUGCAUUGAUCAAACAGGAUCAUGUAUAACCCUGUAGGAUUAUAUCUGCAGCUUGAGCAAACUGUUGAGUACUGCAGGGUGUGAUGGUACUAUUGUGUCCAGAAUAACAACCUUUGAAGUACCAUAUAAUUCUGUGUUGUGGCAGCGAUGUUGAUGGAGAAAGGGAGAGACUAUGAAUAAUUUAGCACUGUGUGACACAUAAUAAAUAAAUAAGUAAAUUUUUAUUUAUACCCUGCCCUUCCCGGUUCAGAAAACCGGGCUCAGGGCGGCUAACAACAAAUUUAAAACACAAUUGAUGCAACAGAAAACAGCAUAAAAUACAGUAUAAAACGUGAAUAACAAUAAAUUCAGAAUUCAAAAAUCAAUUUAGGGGGGAAAUCCAUCCAAUAAACAUUAGAUGAUCACCAGGGCUAGCUGGCUACAUUAGUCCUAUUUGGGCCAGCGAGGAGACCAGGGGAGAAUUAGCUGUGGGAUCCCAGAGCGGGUAAUCUUCAUAAAAGGCCAGGGGGAGGGAAGGAAGGGGAAUAAAAGAUCAGGCUAAGUUCAAAUUGAAAGUCAGGUGGAAUAGCCAAGAUGGUUGGUAUGCAAACAUAAUCUAAGUGUACUUUUCUUUCCUAGAGACUAUAAAAAGUUGAAGGAGAAAGAAAAACGCGAUCUUCUUACAGAUUUGAGAAACAUCUGCAAUGGAAGACUUUGCCCAGUACUGAAGCAAACAAUUCCAUAUGGAAUCUCCUAUCACCAUAGUGGCCUUACCAGUGAGGAAAGAAAACGAAUAGAGGAAGCUUACUCUUCAGGAAUCCUCUGUCUCCUUACCUGCACCUCUACCCUUGCUGCUGGGGUUAACUUGCCAGCUCGAAGGUUAAUCUUUAAGAAAUGUUGCGUCUUUCUGUUUUUAUCAUGUGGAGCAUGGAACAGAUUUUAACAUUUCCUUCACUCAGGAGCAUGAAGCCAGAGGCAGGGGUCCAGCAGGGCAUCGGAAGCUGACCAGAAAACGAGAGCUCAGGGACCUUUUCCUGACGUGCUAGCAUUCUGUAUGCAGGGAAAUGUUUUUACAUAGAACAUUUUGUCCUCUGAGCCCCCUUCCCUCCUCCCAUACACAAAAGAAAUGCAGGAGUCAGAAGUGAUAAUUUGCAGAAACAGAUUUACCCCCUUAUUUGUUGUUGGUAUGUACUAGGCCUGCGUUCAGGGUCUGGUGUGAAGAUGCUCUGUAGUUCCUAUUGCAUGGGCUCACGUAUGACCAGUAUAGUACUAGAGAUAGCGAGUAACUUCCCUUUCCAGUCUCAUUUCACUCUUCAAUGAUUCCUCCUUGAAGCACUUCUGGCCAUGACGAAGAAGGAACGGAAUUUGCAGGAUUAGUCUUGAUGAUUUUAGUGUUCCUUAAGGAACUGUUCAGGUGUUUCCUUUGCUGCUCAGCUGCUGCCUACUCAUUAAUUCUGAGGAUAGCUCAGUCGGUAGAGCAUGAGACUUAAUCUCAGAAUUGUGGGUUUGAGCCCUAUGUUGGACAAAUCGUGCAUCGCAAGGGGGUUGGACUAGAUGACCCUCUUGGUUCCUUCCAACUACAAAAUUCUAUGAUUAAAUCUAAAUCAAGUUACAGUACUUGGAUGUAGCAUACUUGUCUUUUGGUCUAACUAUUCUUGAUUCUCUCAGUAGCAGCAGGCAGAGAACAUAACGGAAUUCUAGAGUUUGGCUAUUAAGGAUACUGUUGCUGUGUCCCCUGUUGCAUGCAAUGUUGGCCAGAUUCUUACAUGCCUUUAGAGCAUAUUUCAGAAAUAAAAGGUGCUCCAAAGUCAAAAGUUGCUAUGGUGUAAAAAUUUGUAUAACUGUAUGCACUGUAACAAUUCUGAGGAAUGUUGGGGUUCCAACAAUCUGAUGCAUUUUGCUUUCUUCAUUUUAGUAAUACUUUAAAAAAAAAUCAAAUUCUUUGAACAUUAUAUACGAUAAUUAAAACACAUUCUCAAUGUUUCCACAGGGUCAUUUUAAGAGCUCCAUAUGUUGCAACAGAAUUCAUGAAGAAAAACCAGUAUAAACAGAUGAUAGGCAGAGCUGGCCGUGCCGGUAUUGACAAAGCUGGUGAAAGCAUUCUUAUCGCGCAAGAGAAAGACCGGAAUCAGGUAACUUAAGCAAAAAAAAUUUGCUUUUCACACUUAUCAGUAUAAGUCAAUUGCGUAAUAUGGGGUGAUGGUCAAAUUUUUAAAUGUAAGCGUGCUCUGAAAUAAUUUGAUCAUCCUUUUAGGAAGUAUAUUUAAAGGCCCUUUUUCUUUUAUUAUAUGUUAAGCAAGGCCAGUACCUCAUCUUGAAAACCAAUGAUAUCUCAUCAUAAAAUAGCAUCACCACCCAGUAACAUAACAUACUGACUUUAGAAAAUGUUUUAUAAGAUAAACUGCCUGCCUGCAUGGGCUUUGGGUAGAUAGCAUUCUAAAACAAAAAUGUGAUAUAUGAAAAAAUAAAAUACUGAUUAUAAAUUAUAAAUCCACAUAUUUAAAAUAUGAAACAUAGGCAUUGUUAAGGUAUGUACAGCUGAAAUAAUUGCUUUCUUAUCUGUUAAACCAAUUCCUAAAUUGUAGUCUUAAGUCACCACUGAAAAAGGCUCAGUGUCGUAUUCAGCUAAGUUCUACAUUGAGUAAACUCACUGAAAUUACUGAACACAAGUUAAUCAUGUCCAUUAACUUCGAUGCAUCUACUCUGAGUAGGACUAGCAUUGAAAACUAUCCCCAGUAAAUUUGAAGAGGAAUAGAUCUGUAGAUCUGGGAAGCAUCCUCUGAGAAUAGCUCUGUUCUGUAUCCUUUUUGUUUGUUUUUAUUUAAAACUUUUAUAACUUUCCAAAAUAGCUCAAGACAGAUUACAACCAGCAUUUAAAGCUGUAGUCAAGCAGAGCAAACCCACAAUUUUUAAAAUGCAACAGCAGAAGACAGGGCAAACUAUCAUACAUCCUAAAAACUCAAAAGGAGUUGUAAAGAGCCAAGAGCUGUUACUGCCCAAAGGUUUCAUUAAUAGAUGGACAUUAUAUAGUCACAGCCACUCCCCGAGAAAGAGGUCAUUCCAUAAGCAUGAAGUUUCGGAGAAGAUGCUACUCCUAGCUGCAAAUGACUUGAUUUGUAAGGCAUUACAGAACAGGGCAGUUGAUUCACAGUUAAUGCAGUGGUUAAAGCAGUGCAGAUCUUGGGGAGAUCUUGUUAGGACAUAAUGGAGAAGAUAAUCUUUUAGGAACAUUAGGUACAAAUAUGCCAUAUUUUAUAAUUUGCAUUCACAUAGCUGUUGCUCUUUUUUUAAGGUUCAAAAGUUAGUAUACAGCCCUCUGGAAAGCUGUUACAGCAAUCUCCUGCUUGAGUUCAACAAGGGUAUCCGGAGUUUAAUCUUAUCAUUGGUUGGAUUAAAGGUAAUUUUGAAACCUUAAAACUGGUUGAUUGUAUUAAGAAGACUGAUUGGGGGAGGGAAGGUUUCAGGUAGAAUAACGAAACACCAAACUCUUUUUUUUUUUUUGGUAUUUUUUAGUCUUUGUAUACUCUCGUUUGUCCUGUUGUGUUCCACUACAGAUAGCAACCAGUCCUGAAGAGGUUUUCCAGUUCAUGCAACUAACCUUGUUUAGUGUCCAGCCACAGCUCUUGCCUGAAGGAAAGAGCCUCCGGGAUGUAACUACGGAAGUAUUGCAAGGGCUGAAACAAAAUGGACUCCUAAAAGAUAAUACAAGCUGCGAUGGUGGACAAAUUCUAGUUAUCACUAGGUUGGGUCAAGCCACGUACAAAGGUAUAAAACCUCCCUCUGGGAUCUAUUAAAAUACAGUCACGCAAGGCCAGUCUUACCAGCAGGCAGAAUGAAGUGGCUACCUUGAAUUGGAUUCUGACUGCAAUUAGGGGGCAGGAAAUCUCCAUAAUUUUAAUUUAUAGCUACAGAUAGCGACCAUUUUGUGUGCAUCUGCUGAUGCACGGGACCCGGAAGAGGGAAGAAUGGGGCAGGUUGGGCUUAUGCUCACUCUGCCAACGCAUGCAGGGACAAAAAAUGGACCCUCCAUGCAAAAUGGUUGCUGCCUGUAUCUUUUUCUGAAGUGAAAAGGGAUUUGAUUUGAUUCGAUUCGAUUUUCACCUCACUCAUCAAAAUGUCUUAGCCUGGCCAAGAUGGAUCUCAGUUCCCAGCUCAACUACUGAUUUUGUAUGGACGUAUAAAAAUAAAUCCAGUAUCUCUUUAGCUUCUCAUUUCUGCCCCCCCAAAUAUCCUCCUUUUGUAGUUUAAUCACAUUCAGACCUUGUCCGACUGUCAGAUUGGGGUGGAAGGAAACAUUAAUAGGUAAAACAUGUUCCUGGUGCGUAUUGCAAGGGAACUGCAAUUUCCCAGUACUCCACAAAUUCAAUCUGCAUGUAAGCUACAUGGAUCAGACUUAAAAGCCUAUCUCAUCCAGCAUUCUGUUCAGCAAUCUUUUCAAGCAGAGCAGCCAACUAGAUAGGUAUGGGAAAGACAAAGCAACACUGUGUAUUCUACAAUGCUUGUAAGCAUGUCCAUGAUAGUGAUGAGUUUAGUGUGGAAUGUCAUAGACAUAAGGAAAGGCUACUUCCCCACAGAACUGAUGCCCCCUUGAAUCAAGGAAAGCUCUGCUGGACCUGGUUUGUGGGGAUCAAAUAUGGAGUUUGAGGUGACAGCGCUUCCUGCUAAGAAGAGCAAGUGGUUUGCCACCCUGAAAGGGUAGUGAGCAUUUAACAGUCUUCCAACAUGUUGACAUGCUGAAAUGUCUCAUCAAAUUCUGAAGAUCAGAUCUGUACAAUGUGGGCCAUUGUAUGAUGUCUACCUUUUUAUUACAUCUUAGGUUCUAUCGAUUUGGCGUACUGUGACACGCUCUAUGCAGACUUGAAGAAAGGCCUUGAGGGGCUAAUCCUUGAAAGUUGCCUACAUUUAAUCUACCUGACAACACCGUACAGUAUGGUUUUGCAGUGUAGCCCAAACUGGAUGAUCUAUUUUAGACAGGUAACCUUUUAAAAAAAAAAAAAACCAACUAGAAGAUGAUUUUUAUAUCUUUACAUAGCAUCCCUGGGAGCCUUCCUCUCUUUUUCUGAACUUAGCAAGCACAAGGCUCUCUUGUCAGCUUCAGUGGAACAGCUAGAGUUGUUCCUUGUGCAUAUGGAGUCUUAAAUAUCCUAGGGAAUAAAUUAUGCUCAGAUACAUGCAGGAUCCAGACCUUUUAACAUUAAACUCCUGGGUUUUUCUUUUUGCAUUUCUUUUUUCCUUUCUCCUCCUGUGAUGAGGCUGCAUUUUAAUGUUUUAAUGUUGUAUUUUCAUCUUGUUUUUUAAGUUGUAUUCAUUCAACUUGUUUUUUAUUAUUGGUUGUUAGCCGCCCUGAGCCCGGCCUUGGCUGGGGAAGGAUUAUUAUUAUUAUUAUUAUUAUUAUUAUUAUUAUUUGUUACAAGGCAGAUAUUGAAACUUAUGUGCAGCUAGUGAAUUUUUUGCAGUAUACCUCAAGAGUGUUUUAUCUGUUACACGUCUGAAGUUUUUCAUUUCGUGUGCAGCAACUGCCUUUAGAAAUUAACGUCACGGGACUCUUCUUCCCACAGCCCAGCACGUGCAUGAUUUGAGUAACUUGCACCCAGGCAAGACAAGAGAACUCGGAGGGUUCAUGGAGGGACCUCUCAUUCCCAGAGAUUCCCUGCGGUGAUGCAGUGUGCACAUAUCUCUGCUCUCAUGCGAAGUUUGGGUGGUGGGAGGAGAACACUGUACAGUUGAGUCCAGUGCCACUCUCCUAUGUCUCUCACAAGGCACAGAGCAUGCCCUGUGUUUUCUGCAGAAUGUAACUUUCCUUUAGAUCUGAGAUUAAUUCUGCUUUUUAGUACAGUCAGCUAAGUCCAGCAGAACAACAAGUAGCAGAGAUUGUUGGUGUUCCGGAGAGCUUUGUUACCAAAAAGGCUUCUGGACAAGCUGUCAGAAUGGUAAGAGGAAGAUUUCUUAUUUCAGGUGUCUAAAGAUAACUGUGGGAAUGGAUUAUCCAUCAAAAUUGUGAAUUCAGGGGAGCUUCUGUGAUUCCUUUCUUGGAGUUGGUCAUAAACGAUUGGAUUAAAAUUUUGAGUACCUUAACAUUAAGUAGAUCAGAAAUUAGUUGCACAUGAAUGGCGGAAAAGCAUCAUAUUAGAGUCAUACUAAAGCUUAUUUGUUGUCAUAUUUGGGACUACUUGUUUCUGAAAUUCCUAGCUGGAAAUUGUCUUGUGUGGCCUCUUAUGUUGCAUUUCAUGGUUUAGGUAGCCUCAGAAAUGGAUGAAUUUAAAAUUGUAAGAGUGUUCCACUAUUUCAGAUAACUUGAAAGAUUCAAACAAUUUUUCCAUUGGAUUGUGUCUUCAAUUUCUAAUUAUACUCCAUAUUCCUUUAGGAUGUGGACAUUGGCACAGCCAGUAGACUCUACUUGUCCUUGGUUCUUCAUGCUUUGUUAAAAGUGAACAACGUAUGGGAGGUGGCAGAAAAAUUCAACAUAUCACGAGGAUUCAUUCAAACCCUUCUUAAUUCAGCUGCAUCGUUCUCCUCCUCAGUUCUACAUUUCUGUGAGGUAAUGUAUAGUAGCUGAAUACUUCAUUGAUGGAACACAGAAAUGUUGCUCAGAAACUUCUUUUACUUCAGAUUUUCCAAAUUGUUCACGCAGCUUCCCUUUCAAAUUCCAGAACUGAUUAAAGUUGCAUUUCUUAAAAGUAGUCCACAUUCAGCACAUUCUGUUUUACUUAACUUGCAUGUGGAGAAGCUGAGAAUAAAUAACCAGUUCGUUGUGCUUUUAUGACAGUAUUUUCAUACAUGUUUCAAUUAAAAAAUCAAUUUAAAAAGGACCACAUUGAAAUUAGUCAACUAGAAGCAAAGGAUUUCUUGCUGUUAGCUCCUUCUAUUGCUAUUGAAUCAUUGCAUUUUAAGAUGGUACCCAAGGAAUCUGUUCCAGUGACCUUCCACUGUUUCCUCUUCCAGAAAUUUGGCAGGAUUUUGGUAGACAAUUUUUUGACAAAAAUGGACAGACAAAAGUUUAUUAUCAUUAUUAUUAUUAUUAUUAUUAUUAUACCCCGCCCAUCUGGCAGGGUUUCCACAGCCACUCUGGGCGGCUUCCAACUGAAUAUUAAAAAUACAAUACAGCAUCAAACAUUAAAAACUUCCCUAAACAGGGCCGCCUUCAGAUGUCUUUUAAAAGUAAGAUAGUUGCUUGUUGCCUUGACAUCUGCUGGGAGGGCGUUCCACAGGGCAGGCGCCACUACCGAGAAGGCCCUCUGCCUGGUUCCCUGUAACCUCACUUCUCACCCUCAGAGCUAGACCUCAGUGUCCAGACUGAACGAUGAGGGUUUCCUAACAUUUUAAAUUAUGUUUUAUUUUUACAGGAGCUGAAUGAAUUUUGGGUUUAUAAAGCUCUCUUGACAGAACUUACCAAGAGACUAACUUACUGUGUUAAGGCAGAGCUUAUCCCUCUUAUGGAGGUGGCAGGAGUUUUAGAGGUCAGUAUAUGCGUAACAAACCAGAAUAACUACAGUAAUACCUCCGCGAACAUCCACCUUGUCUAGCGUCCAUUCCAGCAAACGUUCGUGGCAAACCUGGAAAUUCCGGUACCGGUUACUUCCGGGUUUGCGGCUCGCACAUGCGCAGAAGCGCAAACCGCUCCACACACAUGCUCAGACGCGGCGCUUUGCCCUGCAUCCUUUUUGGCUAGCGGCCAAGGCUCCAGAACGGAUCCCAGUCGCAAACAAGGUACGACUGUAUUCUUUCACCAAACAAAUCCAAGCAGAAUUUAAAGAUGGUUUGUAAAAAAUCCCUCAAAGUGACUGUUACUACCUGAGAUUGGUACAGCUUUCUCUUUUCCAGGGAAGCAGGGUUUUAUUACCCAGCAAAAGAGCAGCACAUUUGCAAGCUCUGAAAAAAAUGUAAUUCCUGCAGCAGAAGUUUCCUGCUUUGCAUUCCUAUGCUUCUGACCCCAUCACUCCAGCAAGUCUCAUUUUGCCAUGUUAGCUUUUGAGAUGAUGUUCCUUUGGGAGGGGUCAGUACAGGAACAGAUUUUUGCUGCUGUUUGAUAUGUCAUAGUGAAUGAUUGCGGUUUUUGCUGAGGAUGUUAUUCAAACUCUGUGUUCUUUUGGUUAUUUUAUGCACCAUUAAUUGUAGCUGCACAGCUGUCAACACCACCCUGGGAUACAUAUUUAAAAGGGUGUAUAUAAAUGCACUAAGUAAAAGGGUUGUCUUGGAAUUGUAAAUUGUGUACCAUUGCAGUAUGAUUGUGGCGUAUGUGUUGCAAAGCACCCUGAGCAGCAAACACAUCUUCAAUACAAGAUGGAGGACAAAAUAAACUUGGCCAAUGGAGCCAAAGUUCUCUGGUGUCAUUUUUUAUGAAAGUAUUUUUAUGGAAAUUGACUAGACAGAUUGGAGAUGGCCCUGAAGUGAGCUUUCUAAAGUUGAAAGCUUUCCUCAGUAAGUUUUGCUGUUAAAUAGACCUACUGCAUCAUCUCUAUACAGGAGUGAUAUUGCAACCCCACAUCAAAUGCUGGAUUGAAAAGCUAAAAGCUUAGUGGCUGGUGCAAUAUUUUAAAUAUCUUCUUAGUACAGGUGUAUGUGCUCAAAAUACAAACCAUAAAGCAUUCGUACAUGGGAAUAACAAUAAAUAUCUAAAUAUAACUAGAUAUCUAAAGGCAGCCCUGUUUAGGGAAGCUUUUCAUGUUUAAUAGGUUAUUGUAUUUUAGUGUUUUGUUGGAAGCUGCCCAGAGUGGCUGGGGGGACCCAGCCAGAUGGGCGGGGUAUAAAUAAUUAUUAUUAUUAUUAUUAAAAUAUUUCCAAAAGCCCUGAAUUUUAAACAAACACGUUUGAUUCUGUGUUUAUCAUAGUCCCCAAUAAAACUUACUGAGGCUAGUGUGCGUUGAGGUGGUGAAAGAUCUUGAUCAAUAUACAGAGCUAAUAUACAAAAAGGGCUGUUUUGAUGAAAGAUUUAGUGAUCAGAAACGGUAGCUAGAAAUAUGACCGGUUGGUAGAGACUAGAGGUUUGGUGGUGGUGAUGAAUAGAUUUGUUGCCACCUCUUUUUUUUAAUUAGCCUUUUGUCCACUUUCUCAGGCUCGAGCCAAGCAACUCUACAACUCAGGUUAUAAAACUUUAGCACACUUGGCUAAUGCAAAUCCAGACGUCCUGGUGAAGACUAUUGAGCAUUUGUCCAGAAGCCAAGCUAGGCAAAUAGUUUCAUCUGCAAAGGCAAGUAAAAUUUGUGAAAAGCACCGACAGGAAUGGGGAUGAAAAUUGUGAAUCUUAAUGGGGAACGGUCUAAUCUGCACAUUUUCAAACCAAUAUGCCAACCAAGACACAAUUAUCCUUCUAAAUUUGCACUUCUCUGAAUUUUGCGAUGCAGUUCUCUAACCAGAAAUUGGGGGAAGGUGCCUAAAAAUGAGCGUCUGCUUUUUGCAUAGGACUGAAUGCUCUUGUGCUCGGAUCCGACUUGCUGGUUUCUCCACAGGCAUCUGUUUGGCCACUGUGAGAACAGGAUGCUGGACUAGAUGGGCCACUGGCCUGAUCCAGCAGGCUCUUCUUAAGUCAUUAUGAACAGUAAGCUUUCACUAAAAUGGGAGAAAGUAAAGAGAUAUAGUUGGAGAUGCCGUAAGAGUGAGGGUCAAGUCUAGCCCUUGCUCCUGGAGACCAUAGCCACUGAGAAUCAAGCCCUGCCCUUUCAUCUGCAUAACCCCUUCCUUGGUUCUGUUUUUGUUUUUGCUUUUACCAAUAGGUGCCAGCAUGUUGGAAACUGGCAUGUGUGAGUGUGUGAUAUAGGCUUUGUAGGGAUCAGACUGGUCAUGUCUUUGUGAGUCUCUUUCCGCUACAGGAGAAUGAAAUAUACAUCAUCCUGAGAACUGUCAACUCCCCCCCCCCCCCCCCCAAUGCAUUCAGAAAUGUUUCUUAUACUGUAUCAGGUUAAUUUGACUUUACAUGGUUGUUUUUGGAUGCAGAUGCUCCUGACUGAAAAGGCCGAGGCAUUACAAGAAGAAGUGGAAGAGUUACUGAGAAUACCUGAAGACAUUACUUGAGGCUUCCUAAUCACUCUAGCAUGUGAAUCAAGAAUCAAACAAUUAUUUUUCUACCCUAAUUAUUUAUAGUUUGUUAUACAUGUACCUGAGCUUAUUUCACUAUUAAUAAAAGCUCCAAAAAAUUCUCUAUACUUCCUGCUCAGUUCAUUAUGAAACUGAUGUUCUUUGGCAAAGCUGAAAUUUAUUUAUCAUCUUUCAGACCUCUUAUUAUCAUUUGUGGCAUCAUCAUUUGCUAUGGAUAUCUGCUUAUUUCUGUUAUAAAGUGCUUCUUUUCUUUUUGAAAAUCAUUUUUGCUUCGUCUCUGUAAACAAUGCCUUUCAUAAGGCCACGUUAGGAAAUUAGAAAGGGGUUGUGGUUCUGAAGCAAAGAUCAAUUUCUUGAACUACUCUGAACAUAAAAAUUGUAUAGACCUAAUCAUGAUUUGCCAGCACUGAAGAAACUAUCCAAUAAACAUGCCUCUUUAAUACCUGGAUUACAAAAUCAUUAUGAAUUAUGAUUUAUUGAUUUUGGAUUAAUAAAAGUUGCUAUUUUAAAAUAUACUUUGGUAUAUUAGACUGCAAUCUUAUGCACAUAGUGAGAGUUCUUCUGCGUAAACAUGUAUAGAGCUGUACCUACAUGUCCCUACGGCAUGUUCUAGGGGCUGGGAUUUCUGCAUUGCAGGGCGUUGGACUAGAUGACCCUUGGCAUCUUCACUAUCUUUCAGUGAGUGCUGAGGAUGCCCCUCUUUAACCUGUCCUGUGAUAUCUCAGGUGUGUGUUUUCAGAAUCCACCCUAUUCCAGCUCUACAGUUUUGUAAUUUUGUGGCUUUGUGUCCCACCAUGGCACAUUGACAAGAUGCCAAAACAGACAUCAAAAAAUCUCACAGAUUGGUGAAUGUAUAUUUCACUCUCUUUUAAUGUGUAGUGUAGUAACAAAUGGAACUCUUGUGUCUAUACUACAGCAUUCCCACUGCAGCUUCCACUUAUUGGGGAACAAACCCUAUGGACCUUUUGUAACUUAUUCCACGAGGCAAACUGCUUUGGUCUAAGUGACCAGAGAGGAGGGGACAGGAAAGCUUCUUCAAGUGUUCCAUCAUUUCUUGGGGUGCAGGGAUGUUGCUUAUCUGCCACUUUCAUUGCCUCUUCCUUUCUCUGGUCCCAUUGCCGUGUCCACGAGGGAACUAGGUGGGGUGGGAUAUUCUCCAACAGGAGGAGGCCAGCUGGGUGAGUGUAGUUAGUGUUAUAGACAACCAAACCCAGUUACCAUGUACUGAUGGCAAUACUGCAGGGUCUAACCAGGUGUGUGCAGACACUUAAGGCACAUAGCAGGUUCAGAAACCAAAGCGAGUUGGAUGGUCAAACGUCAACAUAAGUAAGAAGCUCCACAGAAGAGAGCUGCAAAUUGUAAUUGCCAUUUUUGGGGCAAUGCCACCCUAAAAAAUCUAGGUGAUUGUCUCUGUCCUUUACAUAUAAAAGGACUAAAAGGAGCCAGCUGCAUCAGACUGAAAGACCUAUCUAGUCCAGCAAUCUGUUUUCCCUAGACCUGGAGAACCUGCCACCUUGCAGUGAGAUCUUACUUUCUUGGGUUCCAUGAUCACUGCAAAUGCUGACAGCAGUCACAAAAUUAAAAGAUGCCUGCUUCUUGGGAGAAAAGCGAUGACAAAUCCUAGUCGGCAUCUUGAAAUGCAGAGACAUCACCUUGCCAACAAAGAUCCGUAUAUUUAAAGCUAUGGUUUUUACAGUAGUGAUGUAUGGGAGUGAGAGCUGGACCAUAAAGAAGGCUGAUCGCCGAAGAAUUGAUGCUUUUGAAUUAUGGUGCUGGAGGAGACUCUUGAGAGUCCCAUGGACUGCAAGAAGAUCAAACCUAUCCAUUCUGAAGGAAAUCAGCCCUGAGUGCUCACUGGAAGGACAGAUCCUGAAGCUGAGGCUCCAAUACUUUGGCCACCUCAUGAGAAGAGAAGACUCCCUGGCAAAGACCCUGAUGUUGGGAAAGACUGAGGGCACAAGCAGAAGGGGACGACAGAGGAUGAGAUGGUUGGACAGUGUUCUCGAAGCUACCAACAUGACUUUGACCAAGCUGCGGGAGGCGGUGGAGGACAGGAGUGCCUGGUGUGCUCUGGUCCAUGGGGUCGCACACAACUAAACAACAACAAGCCUAAUUUCAUGUGUGUUGUGCAUUAGCAUUGUUGAGCAAGCCUCGGUCCAAAAAUUCAUGAGAACUCUGUUGAAAUAUUUGCCUUUGGGUUAUUUUCAUGCAUCAUAAUAGCAAAGGGAGGAGGAGGUCUUCCUGUGAGCCUGGAAAAGAAGUAUUAUUGGUUUGAGGUGUGGGGAAAGAUAGAAGAGUAAUAAUAAUAAUAAUAAUAAUUUAUUAUUUAUACCCCGCCCAUCUGGCUGGGCUUCCCCAGCCACUCUGGGCGGCUUCCAAAAAAAAAUUAAAAUACUGUAAUACAUCAAACAUUAAAAUAUUAGCAGAAGGUAUGUUUCAAUAGCCUGUGUCAUUUCAAUUUACUUGGUCACUUUGGACCCACUUGGCUCUGUGAUUGAUUAAAGUAGAAAAACCUGUUGCUGGGUGGAGAUUGCCUGGGAACAGCUGACUCAUUGGCAGGUUACUCCUUCUUUACGUGCCACCGCCUUUAAACUGUGACUUCCUGUAUUUAUGAUGACAAGUCUUGGGAGGCACUAAAGCUAAUUUGAAAACACACCUUUCUUCGGAACAGAUGUGCUGGUGUUGUCAAUGUGCCUGAAGCAGAAAUUGCAAUUUUUGCAUUGAAAACACGUGCGAACACAGGUGGCUUUUUCAAAUUCCUAUUGCCGCAUUUCCAGAACUCCAAAGUAGGAGUCAAAUUGGACCUGGCAGCAAAAAUAGUAAUAGAUGCCUUAGAUCAGGGAUGGCUAAACUCCAGGUGUUACUGCACUCCAGUUCUGCCUGCCCCAGCCAGGACAGCUAAUGGUCAGGGAUGAUGAUUGUUUAAUUUAUUAUUCGCCCUUCACCAGCAGAACCCAGGGCAGCUUACAAGAAUAGGAUAGAUUCUGAAAACACACACCUGAGAUAUCACAGGUUAGGUUAAAGAGGUGCAUCCUCAGCACUCGCUGAAAGGUAGUGAAGAUGCCAAACACUCUUCUUUUUUUAAGUUUUUAUUUAUACUUUUCAAAUUUACACAUUUCAUUAGUUUUACAAUCAUUUUAACCUUUCAGAGUUUGACUUCCUUUUCCCUCUUUUUGCGGUUCCUUAAAUUAAUUUUUCAAAUAUCGGCAUAUCCAAAUUCAUUUAAUUUGCUCAUUUAAUUAUCUACUUUAAAUAUAUACUCUUAUGAAACUUCAGGCUAGUACAAUAAUCCUGGCAAUGUUUUUAUCUGUUUGUAAUUUAUCUGUAAAUAUUCAAUAAACCAUUUCCAUUCUUUUAU